AUGGCAACAAACAAAAUUUUUAAAGAGGAUAUUUUAAAAGAUAAAGUAGCAUUCGUUACAGGAGGUGGAAGUGGUAUUUGUAAGGGUAUGACUGAAGCUAUGAUUAGACACGGAGCAAAAGCCGUUAUUACUAGCCGAAGUCAAGAAAAACUCGAUAAAGCAGCCGAAGAAAUGCGUAAUAGAACUCGAGGAGAAAUCCUUGCAAUUGCUGCCGAUGUUCGUAUACCAGAACAAAUGAUAAAUGUUGUUGAAAAAGCAAUCGAAAGAUUUGGUAAAAUUGAUAUACUUGUCAAUGGAGCAGCUGGAAACUUUUUGGCAGCAGCCGAAACUCUUUCUUAUAGAGCUUUUCGUACUGUAAUUGAGAUCGAUUUACUUGGAACUUAUAAUACGACAAAAGCUUGCUUUCCAUAUCUGAAGAAAUCAAAAGGCUGUAUUAUAAAUGUUUCAGCGAAUCUUCAUUAUCAAUCCACACUCUAUCAGUGUCUUGCAGCUGAAUGGGGACCUCAUUCGAUUCGCGUAAAUUCCAUUGCUCCUGGUCCAAUUGCAGAAACGGAAGGGACGGCAAAAUUAUUGCCUCCAACUGCUACUGAAGCUGCUAUAAGAGAGAUUCCACUUCAAAGAUUUGGAUCUAUUUCAGAUAUCGAACAAGCAACGAUUUUCUUGGCGUCAGAUGCUGCUAGUUUUAUAACUGGCCAGAUAAUUGUUGUUGAUGGUGGUGAUUCCCUGAGAAAAGUCGGUGUUUUACCUUAUCCUGAGAGUGUAAUUGAUCCUGCCAAUUUCUUUUCAAAAAAAUUAGGUGUUAAAUUGUAA
Messenger RNA from Funneliformis caledonium, 810 nucleotides. NCBI's taxonomy places the organism in Eukaryota, Fungi, Glomeromycota, Glomeromycetes, Glomerales, Glomeraceae. The record is from the annotation of a GenBank genome assembly.